Setaria italica (foxtail millet) is the source of this 1960-nucleotide messenger RNA. Its product is annotated as GDSL esterase/lipase At5g45910. The record is from RefSeq and is a predicted model, not a curated record. The transcript is spliced from 5 exons. NCBI's taxonomy places the organism in Eukaryota, Viridiplantae, Streptophyta, Magnoliopsida, Poales, Poaceae. The coding region runs from base 511 to 1731 and encodes 406 amino acids. Gene Ontology annotation, molecular function: hydrolase activity, acting on ester bonds.
CGCCCAGGCAAUGUAACCAACCACCCAAUGCCAAUGCCUGAAUGCCAUGUCCGGCCGGCUGAACGAAAGCAAGGUGCUCGAUGAAACGGCUCAACACGGGUUGAUCGCGUCCAGACAGAUCCCCUGUAAUGGCGUCCAGGCAAUGGCAUCGAUCGGUCAUUCAUGGCAAUGCUUUCACUUGUUGGCAACACUGACUCGAUCGGUGCAUCCUCGCGUGAACCUCUCCAGGCUGCCAGCCUGCCAGUGCUCCCACCCAGAGAGGGAGAUGUGGAUGCUGCACCGUGACAAGACGGACAGGGCAGCCUGAUAGGGACGUCCACUGAUGAUUGCUCUCUCCGUCAGGGAGGUCGUUGCCAAAACGGGCAGGGCAAAAAAAUCUUCCGAAACGGAUGGCUGAAACAGGAGUGCCUAACACAUCCAUUGUCCAUUUCCAUCUCUGCAUUGCGCGUCGCGCGCCCACCCCGGCGCCCCGCCCGUCGCGGCCAGCCGGAAGAGCAGAGCGAGAGCGACAUGGGCACGCUCUCGCCGCCGCCGCCGCGUGCCGUCUCGCUCCUCGUCCUCGUCGCCGUCCUGUUCACGUCGACGGGGGCCGUGACGGCGGCCACCGCUACCGCUCCCCACGUCCGGCGCCGCUACGACGCCAUCUUCAGCCUGGGCGACUCGUACGCGGACACGGGCAACGGCCCCGUCGUCUUCGGCUGGCAUGCCAUCGCCAACCCCGUCAUGCGGCCGCCCUACGGCUCCACCUUCUUCGGCCGCCCCACUGGACGCAACUGCGACGGCCGCCUUGCCAUCGACUUCCUCGCCGAGAGCCUGGGCCUGCCGCUCGUCCCGCCUUUCCUGGCGCGCAAUGGAUCCGCCACCAGCUUCCGCCGCGGCGCCAACUUCGCCGUCGGCGGCGCCCCCGCCAUCGACACCACCUUCUUCCACCGCUGGGAUCCACCCGGCGGCAGCGUGUUCCCGCUCAACACCAGCCUAGGCGUGCAGCUGCAGUGGUUCGAGUCGCUCAAGCCCUCGCUCUGCGCCACACCCAAAGGUUGCAAGGAGUUGUUCGGCAGAUCGCUCUUCUUCGUCGGCCCGUUCGGGGCCAACGACUACCUCCUCUCCUUGGCCGCGAAGAGCGUCGACGAGGUCAGAUCGUUCGUCCCGGACGUCGUGGGGACCAUCUCCAUGGCCGUCGAGAGGCUGAUAAUCCAUCACGGGGCGACGACGCUGGUGGUUCCCGGCGUGAUCCCGGUGGGAUGCGCGCCGCCGGUGCUCGUCACGUUCGCCGACCCAGACCCGGCGGCCUACGACGCCCGGACAGGCUGCCUCAAAGCGAUCAACGGCAUCGCCGCCCGCCACAACGCGCUGCUCCAGGAGGCCCUGCGCGAGCUCCGGGACAAGCACCGGCCGGCCGGCGUCACCAUCAUCUACGCCGACUUCUUCGGGCCCGUCAUCGACAUGGUCACGUCUCCUGCUAAAUUCGGGUUUGAAGGAGAUGUUCUUACGCUCUGCUGUGGAGGGCCGGGGAGGUUCAACUACAACAAGCAGGUUUUCUGCGGCGAUCGAGGCGCGGUCAAGUGCAGGGACCCGUCUGCUCGCUUGUUCUGGGACGGCGUCCACCUGACGGAGGCGGCCUACCGGUACAUCGCCGCCGGCUGGCUGAACAGGAUAAAGUCGCCGGGAAGUGAUGGCGGGGGUACCAACAGGACGACGGCCGCAACUGCAACCGUGGAGUCCUCGUGCUAACGAGCGGUGAAAGCAGCAACCGAAAGCAUAAAGUUAGGGCAUGAAUGUGAGGAGUAGCAUAUGACACUAGCUUUCAACCUCCGUGAUAGAGACCCAUGAAAGAUGACUACGUGUAAGGCGGUUAGUUCAUGGACGCAGUGAUGCUCCUUGGCUUCUUGCUGUGAGUAAACCAGAUUUAGAUUUGUGACAAUCGCAUGGAAAGUUGAGGGCUUGAGGCAAAUGUUUGUGA